AUGACAUUGAUCUUAGAAAAUAUAAUUCAAAUAAAAAAGAUUUAUCGUCAUAGGUCACCAACAUCAGCAAUUAUUUCUGAUGUUAAAAAAGCAAAACAACGAAAAGCUAUUCAUCAAAUGACUUCUUAUGAUGAGGCUGAUGAACAUCCACCACUUCCAAUUAAGAAACCAACUUCAAUAACAACAGUAGAGAAUAAAAAUGAUAAUCAAUUAGAUGCGAAUGAUACAGAUCAUGAAGGUCGUUUUCUUGAACUUACAAAACAGGAUAAUCCACCUGCAUCUCUAAUCAAACGUUUGCCAACUAAUCAAGCUUUUCCACAAUUGCAAUAUCUUACAUUUGGUUCUCGUCGUUUCAUGCUCACACCACCAGAACUAGUUGCUAAACAGAUUUUAUCAUGGCUCGAUGCUCUCCUAUUUCCUACAUCAAAAUUAGUCAUUUUACAUUUAAAUAGACGUUGUUCUUUUUUUCUAACUCGUCCUCCAACAGCUCGUGACGUGUUCAGAAUGCUUCUCGAUCAACAUGUUCAAUCGAUGAAUCAUCAUUCACCAGCAAAAAUAAUUAUCGAUUCGAACGAAGAAGUCAUUAUUUGGCUUUAA
This is a messenger RNA of Rotaria sordida, 597 nucleotides long. Lineage: Eukaryota; Metazoa; Rotifera; Eurotatoria; Philodinida; Philodinidae. The record is from the annotation of a GenBank genome assembly.